This is a messenger RNA of Talaromyces atroroseus, 933 nucleotides long. RefSeq lists its product as hypothetical. NCBI's taxonomy places the organism in Eukaryota, Fungi, Ascomycota, Eurotiomycetes, Eurotiales, Trichocomaceae. Gene Ontology annotation, cellular component: RAVE complex. Bases 1 to 933 code for a protein of 310 amino acids. The record is from RefSeq and is a predicted model, not a curated record. The transcript is spliced from 4 exons.
AUGGCAACUUGGGCAUAUCCUCCAUUACCUGCAGAGCAGUUGCAGAAGGAGGAGGAGACAGCACUGUCUAAAGAGCUUGAAUGGCUUCUAGCAGCGCUCCAGGAAUCCCUCGUUUCAUUACGAGAGGGUCUUCAAGAAUGUGCGGGAUUACUAGCACCAAGAGAGCCAGGGUCGACUCUGGUUCUGUCGUCUGUGAGAUCAGAGAGUGUGAAGGGAUUUGUGACGAGGAUAGGCACAAGGAUUGUUAAAGGGGACAUUCAACUACGACUCGCUUCGCUUCCACCCUCGCGUGGCGCGAACAGCACUCGCCUCAACGUCUCCGGUAUUCCAGGGGCACCUGAGCUUGUUUUGUACCAGCUCGCUGCCGUACGGAAUCUUAUAAAUCAGGGUCUCGACGUGAUAGAUGUCAGCACAUUUACCGGUGAUCCCCUCAACGCAAGUUUCAUAUCAGGCCAGCUGCGCUUGCUAUAUGAACAUAUUUCCGAGGCGAAGUCUGCCAUCAAAGGAGGAGCAGACGUGUCGAAAUGGUGGGAGCUAAGUGCAGAGAGCAGUGUUUUUGAUCCACCUACGCCGUCAUAUUUAUCUUUCCAUCUGACCAUUGCAGAUGCUGCAUUGGUCUUACACCUACGAACACUAGAGCCAAUCUCUCCAAAUCAAGCUUCGUCGGCCUUCGGAUCAGAACUUUCCCUGACAGGCUUCUCGCUGCGAGACAAGAUCUUUGGUCCUCGACUGCCGCCGCAUGACGAAUUGGGCGAGGUUUUCGUAUGGCAGGGAGAAGAAGUUAGGGUCAAAGAAAAGAUUCGAGUAGAAAGCCAGGAUCCCAGUCUGAUUGCUGUCUUGGCCAAGCUCAGUGCGUUGGAACACGAGGUUAUGAAAUGCAGGGCUUCAUUGAAAAUCGUGAUGGGAGACGAUGAUGGAGACAGCGACGUAUAG